This is a messenger RNA of Eublepharis macularius, 3023 nucleotides long. It is a transcript of the gene TBC1D10C, whose product is annotated as TBC1 domain family member 10C. Lineage: Eukaryota; Metazoa; Chordata; Lepidosauria; Squamata; Eublepharidae. The transcript is spliced from 9 exons. The coding region runs from base 30 to 1502 and encodes 490 amino acids. The record is from RefSeq and is a predicted model, not a curated record.
GGCUCAUCCACAACGUCUUGCAGAGAAAGAUGUCGCACCUUUCUCUUUCAGCUGAGCUCCCCAGUGGAAGCCAAGACCUGGCUGAGCUGCCUGAGGCCUCUGAUUUCUCAUUGGGUCGGGAUGAUGAUGCCAGCUCCUUGGGCUCUGACUCUGAGUUGAAUGGGAUGGCUCCAUAUCGCCAGAUUGAUCGCUAUGGCUUUAUCGGGGGCAGUGGCCUUAAGGACAGUUUAGGUCAACUUCCAGUUGAGCUCAUCCGGCACCGGGAGACAAAGUGGUUGGAGAUGACAGCUCAUUGGGAGAAAACCAUGGCCCGACGCUACAGAAAGGUAAAAUUGCUUUGCCGGAAGGGGAUCCCUUCAUCCGUACGUGCCCGUUGUUGGCCUCUGCUGUGUGGAGGACAGGAAAAAACUAAGAAGAACCCCCAAAAGUAUCAGGAAUUGCUGGAGGCACCUGGUGAUCCUCAAUGGGUAGAGACCAUUACAAAAGACAUUCAUCGCCAGUUCCCUUUCCAUGAGAUGUUCCUGUCGCCUGAAGGGCCUGGGCAGCAGGGGCUACUGCAGGUGCUGAAGGCUUACACUGUCUAUCGUCCCCAGGAGGGCUACUGUCAGGCCCAGGGACCGCUGGCUGCCCUGCUCCUCAUGCAUAUGCCUCCAGAGCCAGCCUUCUGGUGCCUGGUGCAGAUCUGUGAGCACUACCUGCCUGGCUACUACAGCCCUAAGAUGGAGGCACUGCUAUUGGACAGUGAAGUGUUUGUUGCCCUCCUGCAUCGUGUGUGCCCCCGGGCAUAUAAACACUUGCAAAAGCAUGGAGUGGGGCCUUUGCUCUAUGUGCCUGAGUGGUUCCUUUGCCUCUUCACCCGCACUCUUCCCUUUCCCAUAGUACUGAGGGUCUGGGAUGUCUUUCUUAGUGAAGGAGUCAAGGUGCUCUUUCGUGUAGGGCUGUUGUUGGUCCGUUUGGCCCUGGGGACCUCUGAGAAACGGCAUGGUUGUUCUGGACUAGUAGAGACCCUGGAGAAACUACGCAGUAUCCCAGCUCUUCUCUUGCAAGAAGACUCAUUCAUGGCAGAGGUCCAUGAUGUGCCCAUUUCAGACCGUGACCUGGAACGUGAGUAUCGCAUCCAGCUGGCCAAACUGCGCACCACAAGGCCUGAAUUCCAGUAUGACCCAGAAAAUCGACUAUCUGGUGCAAAGGCUGUCUUUGAUGCUCAACAGCUGGAGGAUGUACAGAUAGGCAAGGAGGCUCAUGGAACCCACACUCAAGCCUUCCUCAUCCCCCAGAUCAAGGUAGAACCACCACCUUCACCCCCCAAGGAGCAGAGGCAGCCAGAGAAGGCUUCUGAUGAAGUACAAGGUCGAAAAAAACUGCAGGCCAGGAAGAAACCAGACACUCGGGGAAAGACCUUCCAUUUUACCCAGAAGCCUACUGGCCGGACAAGAGAGGACAGGCCAGAGCCAGGAACUGCAAAGAGAAAGUCUUCCUUCUACCUGGAUACAUGGUUCUGAGAAGUGCAGAGCCUGGACUCUGUAAGAGGCAUUCCAUUUUGUUGCUGUUUUGCCAACUACAGCUCAUUGAGUCUGGCACUGCCUUGCAGUCAGUUUUAGGAAAUAACGUGCUGGGGCUCAGUUCUGUACAGUUUGGAGACAUUCCAUUCAUCUCUGCCAUAUGUGAAGUUGGAACUCUCUGUAAAUACUUGGUGUGAGGGAAAUGUACUCUGUUUCUGCUCAGGGGCACUUUCACCUAUUUGUAUGUUGCAGGCUUUAGUCUUGACAUUGAAAAAUAAGUGCCAGGGCUAGAUUUUGAGAAGUUCCAGCGGUCAAACAGAAGCUGAGGGGUCAUGAUUUGCCUACUACCUGUCCUUAUGCCACACCCUAUGGAACCUGUACCUUGAUCUCUCUGCCGAGUCUCUCUGUGGCUGCGUGCUUGAGUGGGGAGGGUUGUGUGGUCUUCAGCUCUGCACUGCUCUGUUUACUCUCUCCAGAUCCUCCUUUUAUGACCAUAGGCUGGUUCUCUCCUUAGCUUAAUGCCUGCCCAUUCCUCUCCCUCCACAUACUUGGUUUGGCCAAAUACUCUCUUCGUCCAUCAGUUUCUCUUGCCUCAGAGUCAGAGUCUACUGUAGGGGCUAGAAUGCCCUGUCUCCCUCUGAAGAUGUUGGUGUGCUGGUAAACAAAAUGAGGUGGGGUGGCGCUGAGGGUUGUACUUGACCAGACAGGACUGGAGCAAGCCAAGCCCUAUCAGCACUGCCAUAUCUCAGGGUUUCACCUUGGAAUUGGCUGGUGGCUGUGGAGGGAUGGGGGGUGGGGACAGAGAUGGGCAUAAGCCUUAUCCUGCACUGCUGUCCCCAGAGGUGCUGACAGUGCUUCAGUUGCUGGGGCAGAGAUCUGGCCCUGGUGGUCAAACAAAAUGGUCUGAUAUGCCACUGGCUGUUGGCAUAUAUGCCAGAAGUUGUCUUCUACAAAUCCUGACUGAGGGAGCUUUUCAACCUUCUGGGAAGUGCCUCACUAACUGCUUAAAAACGUCCUUUCUCUCUGGGACACUGUCAGAAGAACCUGUUUUCCAAUGGCAGCAGUGCAUGUUCUUGAAAAUCCCAGCAAGGGGCACGGGCAGGCAAUGUUUGUGAGGAGUCAGUCCUCAUCAGGAACCAAAUAGCUGCCUCAGGAGGACUUGACUGACACUGGUGGGACCAUUGAUAGUGCAGGUGGGGGGAAAUUCCUCCAUGCCAUUUUUGUGAUCUCAGAUCUCUUCCCGCACCCCAAGUUUAUAUUUGCUGUGUUGUAGAAAGAUGGGACAAAUAUCAGCUCUGGGAGGAGGGGCACUUGAGGUUGGAAAAAUGGCAUGGAGGGAAAGAGUUUACAUCCCCCCCCCCAGACCACAUUGUGGCCUCCUGAGCUAUUUAUAAAGAAAAAAUAUACUGAAGACCCAAUCAAAGAUUUUUCAUCCCCUCUUUGGUCAUCAGAGUAAACAUAUGUUCUAGUAAUUUCUGUUGAUUUAUUUUGAAGUUGCACUGCACCCCGAUGGUUCUCUUA